Messenger RNA from Salmo salar (Atlantic salmon), 3341 nucleotides. Its product is annotated as gamma-adducin. Gene Ontology annotation, biological process: barbed-end actin filament capping. The record is from RefSeq and is a predicted model, not a curated record. Gene Ontology annotation, cellular component: plasma membrane; postsynaptic density; cytoskeleton. Gene Ontology annotation, molecular function: actin filament binding. Lineage: Eukaryota; Metazoa; Chordata; Actinopteri; Salmoniformes; Salmonidae.
UGUUUCCGUCUAAGAAACGUUUUGCAACAUAAUCGCCUUAAUGAAUUCGCCCCUGCAAAUUUAACACACAGCUGUUUGCAUGCUCACCGCAAUGACAUCGGGCGCACAUACGGAGUAAUAUUUUACACGUUUGCAGAAUGCAUCGAAAUCAUUUAACACUUUUCGUCUCGAUCUUUGAAUUCUUUCCAGGACUUGGGUGUUAGGGGUUUUCUGUCGUUAGAUAGGCUACGGAGAUACGAUCACUGCCAAAAAGGUUUGAUAUUUCAAAUAGUUACUGUGUACAAUGUUGCCUAAUUCCUGUGGACUGGUUUAGUGCAAAUGGUUUAGGGUUACUUUGUAGCACAGCGUCUUGAUAAUACUCAUGGAAAUUUGAAGUUACGAGUCGAUGGUCAAUUCAAUGAUGGCAUAUACUGUACAUACUCAACUUUUUUGUCGUGGUGCUCUCCUCAAUGGAGUAUCCUAUUUCGUCGAUUCCCAGAGCCAGCUGUCCUGGAGUGUGGCGGGUGAGGAUCAGAGAGAGUGAGGCUGUUGUGAAGACUUGGACAGUAUGAGUUUGGUGGAGAUCAGACAUGCUGUUGGGUCCAUGACCCUGUCCUUAUCCAGCACAGACUCCAAAGAGAGGUACUUUGACCGGGUGGACGAGAGUGACCCUGAGUACCUCCGCAGCAGGAACAUGUCACCUGAAAUACAGCAGGACUUCAACAUGAUGGAGCAAAAGAAGAGAGUCACUCAGAUCCUACAGAGUCCAGUGUUUAAGGAUGAGCUGGAAGGCCUGAUCCAGGAUCAGAUGACUAAGGGCAGUAAUCCAACAGGGCUGCUGGCUCUUAGGCAGGUAGCUGAUCUGAUCAUGGCUAGUUCUGUGGGAGGGACAGGCUCCUUCACAUCUCCUCUCAGCCCAGGGAUGGUCGCCCCAGUCAAUGACCUCUAUGGGGUAGAGUCUCCAUCCUUUACCAAAGGAGAGAAACAGUGUCGCUGUAAGCUAGCCAGUGUCUACAGACUGGUGGACCUUUUCAGCUGGGCCCAUUUCACCAGCUCAUACAUUACUGUCCGGGUUAGCAAAGAACAAGACCAUGUUCUUAUCAUCCCACAAGGGCUCUCUUUCACUGAAGUGACGGCUGGCAAUCUGGUGAAAGUGAACAUGAUUGGUGAUGUUGUCGACCAGGGAUCCACCUACCUGGAGGUGGACCACUCUGGCUUAAGCCCUCACGCUGCUGUCUAUUCCAUGCGCCCUGACGUCAAGUGUAUCAUACACAUCCACACCUCUGCCACUGCUGCUGUGUCCUCGAUGAAAUGUGGCAUCCUGCCCAUUUCCCAAGAGGCUCUGGUUCUGGGCGAUGUUGCCUACUUCGGUUACCAAGGCUGUCUGGAUGAUCAAGAAGAGAAGGUGGAGUUCCAGAAAGCCCUAGGGCCCACUGCCAAGGUGCUUGUUCUGAGGAACCAUGGCCUGGUUGCUCUGGGGGAAACUAUUGAGGAGGCUUUCCACUACAUUUACCACUCACAGCAAGCUUGUGAAAUCCAGGUCAGUGCUCUGCGGUGCUCUGCAGGAGUAGAGAACCUGGUGCUCCUGGACAGGGAGAGGCUCAAGCCCAUGACCCACGGAGUGGCUGCUGCUGGGGUCACCGUGGACAGUGAAGUCAAGUGGAAAGUGGGUGAGGCAGAGUUUGAGUCGCUCAUGAGGAUGCUGGACAACCUGGGUUACCGUACAGGCUAUACGUACCACCACCCCAUAGUGAGGGAAAAGAUUCGGACCAAAAAUGAUGUGGAGAUUCCUGCCACGGUCUACACUGUCCCUUUGCAGGACAGUGAUCUGGGUCAGAGAAACCCCUUUAACUUCCUGGUGCAGAAACAGCAGAGGGAGAGGGCGCGCUGGCUCAACUCUCCCAACAGCUACCUGAAGGUCAAUGUGCCUGAACGCUCACUCAGCGGAGAGUGUAGCCCCAGAACCAAGACCAUGUGGAUGAAAUCUGAAGAAACCAGCAAUGGCACUGGCACCUCCAUAAAGAUUGAGGACCCCAACCAGUUUGUUCCCCUUAAUACAAACCCCACUGAUGUUCUGGAGAAGAGGAACUGGAUAAGGCAACAGAACACUGUUGAUCACAUGACUCCAGGACCAAAGUCCCAUCUUCUAGCUAGCAUCGUUGUGGACACCAUACCAGGACCAGCCUUUAUCAUUGAGGAUGAGGAGCAGAUGCGCUCUCUUCCUCCCAACCCCUUCAGUGAGCUGACAGAGAAGGUGCUAGAAGAGUAUAAGAGCGUUGUGGAGCGAAGGCAGCUGGGCCAGGAUGAUGCUGUCACAGAUGCAGAUGAGAUGACAACAUUUGACGAGUCUACCAUCUCACUGUCCCUGUCUCCACUCGUGUCUCCUGCCAAAGAGAUUAUACCCAAUGGGAAAGAUUAUAUGGAAGAACUGGAAGAGAAACUAAACAUCAAAGUAUCCAAGCUCAGCAUAAGCACCACAGAAACGGUUGAAAUAUCCAUAACAACCUCAGAGAAAUCAGGGGGAGACAAGACCCCUGACAGCCAAACCAAGUCCCCCAAGAAGAAAAAUAAGUUUCGCACUCCCUCCUUCCUUAAAAUGAAUUAAAAAAAGGAGAAGGCUGAGGCCUAGAAGGAGAGACACUGAAGAAUGACAGGUCAGCUUAUUUGGUAUGAGAUGAGCUCAUGGGAUGAGAUGUGUUCCUUAGAGAGGAAAUGUAUGAGUCACUAAGAUCUUAAUAGAUCUCCAGCUUUUGGGAAGGAGCAACUGUAACAAUAAGCCUGUUAUUACAAUCUCCUUAUAACUCAAUCACUUCCUCUGAGGGCUCCAAACAUGGAUAGGGCUCCAGGCAUGAUGGGUUGAACAUGUAGUAUAUCAGCUGCAUUGUUCUUAGUAUCUACUAUAGCCAAAUCGCUAUUCUGUAAUCCAAAACAAUUAUAUUAUACUGUGCAGAUACAGAACCUCGUUCUUUAAAAUAUAAAACUCUUACUGAAAUACCACAUUGCCUGCUAUGUAUUUGUGGUCAGAUACUUUUUCCAUUCAGCUCAUCAUUGAACAGUAGGCCAUAGAUGAAGGUGAGACAUAUACAUGUAAUCUACUUUGUGCAUGACACAAGUCAUUUUUCCAACAAUUGUUUACAGACAGAUUAUUUCACUUUUAAACUGGAUCACAAUUCCAGUGGGUCAGAUGUUUACAUACACUAAGUUGACUGUGCCUUUAAACAGCUUGGAAAAUUCCAGAAAAUGAUGUCAUGGCUUUAGAAGCUUCUGAUAGGCUAAUUGACAUCAUUUUAGUCAAUUGGAGGUGUACCAGUGGAUGUAUUUCAAGGCCUACCUUCAAACGUAAAUGCUUCUUUGCUUGACAU